AGAAAACUACACAGAAGCAGCAGAUGAUGUUGAUGAGGAGUUAAUGGUUUUAUUAUGGAAUCAGCCUGCAGUGGAACAUCUGAUGUACAGACUCUUGAUGAUCACUCACAGAUGGACGCCUCUUUAACUUCAGACGAAGAGACGAAUCCGGUGGAGCAACAGAAUGAAGGAUUUCUGAUGAAGCCUAUAAAGAUAGAAGAUGAGGACGGUUACAUCUGUGUGAGAACGUUCAGCACUGAGGAACAGGUCACUCAUGUGGAGCAACAGAAUGAAGGAUUCAUAAUGAAGCCUGUAAAAGUGGAAGAGGCUGAAGAUGAAGAUUAUCUCUACUGUGAGGAGUGUCGGUCGUUCUUCAUCAACAAGUGUGAGCUUCAUGGUGCAGCUCUCUUCAUCCCUGAUAGCCCUGUACCCAUCGGGGUCUCUGACAGAGCCAGACAGACUCUUCCACCCGCUCUAGAGCUUCAGGAGUCUGAUAUUCCUAAUGCAGCUCUGGGGGUGUUUAAUAAGGGGGAGACGCUUCCAGUGGGGGCACAUUUCGGACCCUACCAGGGAGAACUGGUGUUCCGAGAGGAAGCCGUGAACAGUCGAUACUCCUGGGUGAUAUACAGAAGUGAGCAGUGUGAGGAGUUUAUAGAUGCCAGGAGAGAGACUCACGCUAACUGGAUGAGGUAUGUAAACUGUGCCGGUAACGAUGAAGAAAAUAAUCUGGUAGCGUUUCAGUAUCAGGGAGGAAUUUUCUACCGCUGCUGUCGACCCAUAAAAGCAGGACAGGAGCUCUUGGUGUGGUACGAUGAGACGUACGCUAAAGAUCUCGGGAUCGCCUUUGAGCGCAUGUGGAGGAUGAAAUGCUCUGCGGAAGAAUCCGAGAGCUUCUCCUGCUCGCUGUGCGUGUUCUCCUUCACGUCUCAGACGUUCCUCCACAAGCACAUCAGGAGCCGCCACCACGAGGAGUACCUGCGGAUGCUGAAAUCAGGUGAGAUCAGAUACGAGGACCUGAUGCCCUCGCCGAGCUCCUGCGGUCAGUACACGUCCUCCGGGUGCGUCGCCGAGAGCUCCUCCGUCAAACAGAUGUGGAUCGAAAUCCACCACUGUCUGGAGUGCGACAUGAGCUUCACGGACCCAGAUCUUCUCAAGACGCACCAGCGCGUUCACGCCGAACCGGAGGAGUUUCACUGCUUAGAAUGUGGGAGCAGUUUCACCGACCUGAAUCUGCUGGAGUCCCAUCAGCUGGUGCACAGCGAGCAGGACCAGGAGGAGUAUCAGUGCUCAGAGUGUGGGCGGAGCUUCACUCAGAAGUGUGCUAUCGACCGGCACCAGUGCAACCAGUCCGAAGAGAAGCCGUACUACUGCUCCCAGUGCGGGAAGAGUUUCAACUACAAGAGUCACCUCAAGCAGCACCAGCACAUUCACACGGGAGAGAAACCGUACCCCUGCUCCUACUGCGACAUGAGCUUCUAUCACAAGGGCCAUCUGAAACAGCACCAGCGCAUUCACACCGGAGAGAAACCGUACCAGUGCUCGCAGUGCGAGAAGCGAUUCACUCAAAAGAGCGCGCUCACCAUACACCAGCGCAUUCACACGGGGGAGAAGCCGUACCACUGCGCUCAGUGCGGCAAGAGCUUCAAUCGCAAGAGUCACCUCAGUCUGCACCAGCGCAUUCACACCGGAGAGAAACCGUACCAGUGCUCGCAGUGCAAGAAGUGCUUCACUCACAAGAGCACGCUCAAACAGCACCAGCGCGUUCACACGAACCUGAAACCCUUCCACUGCUUUCAGUGCGACAAGUGUUUCAGUCGCAAGAGUCACCUCAUCCGACACCAGCACGUUCACGCCGGAGACAAAACCGGAGCGGUGCUCACCGCCUGGGAGGAGUUUUACUCCACAGAGGAGCAGUAAAACACACCGGCGCAUUCACGCCGAGAGGAAGCCGUAUAACUGUUACUGUACUGAACCAGUUCGUACACACAUUACUGCUCAGUUUCAUUCUCAUGAGUGUAUUAAUACAGAGAGAGACACAGAGAGAGACACAGAGAGACACAGAGAGAGACACAGAGCCGGAUCAGCACUCACGUCAUUAAAGGUUCAUAUUAAUAAUGUGUAAGAGUCACAUUAAGUGCUUUAACUGAAACGUGUGAGACUGGACUGUUAGAUUGUGCUUCAUAAUUAUAUUCAGGACGUGGAACACUGGAAGCUCAUGUAAAUAUUUUAUCUGCAUGAUUCAUAAUAAAUUUUAUAGGUUUAAUUCACAUCUCUACACCACACGGAACAGAUUUUAAACUUCCCCUCCAAUCAGCUUCCAUUUCUUUUGCUUUAAGGAGCAACUACACACACACACACACACACACACACACACACACACACACACACACACAGUUGUUCAUGUUUGUGUUUAGUUUGAAUCAGAUCACGUCUGUAUUUACUCUCUGUAAGUAGUUACGGUUUCUCUUCAAUAAAUGUCAUUUUGUUGAA
Molecule: messenger RNA, 2469 nt
Organism: Trichomycterus rosablanca
Lineage: Eukaryota; Metazoa; Chordata; Actinopteri; Siluriformes; Trichomycteridae
Product: histone-lysine N-methyltransferase PRDM9-like
Exons: 8
Coding region: 55-1896 (613 amino acids)
Molecular function (GO): histone methyltransferase activity; protein binding
Source: RefSeq, a predicted model, not a curated record